AUGAGCAGGCUCUUCCAGAGCUCGGUGCGCCAAUCUAUCCUGAGACCCGCGCAGGUCCGCAACUAUGGUUCGAAUGCAGUCAUCCCAACCUUCACCCCCACACCUUCUACCGAGCUCAAUGAGGCUCUCCAACGCUUCCGCGAGGAGGUCUUCAUUCCCAACGGUCUUCCUGUGCGCCAACAAAAGAGCGUGUUCAAGCCUAAAUAUGCCAAGCAGUUGCUCAACGAGCCCAUCGUUGUCAAGAUCAGUGAAACGGAAGAAUACACCCUCACCCCUAAGAAGCGCCACGAAAUGCCCUCAAAGAAGGCGGCCAUGGACGUUCUCCACAUGAUGGUCACCACCGGUGACUUCUCCAACCUUGUGGCCUAUCUGAGUGGACUCAAGAUGUCCGGCUACGCCAUCAGCACCAACCGGUGGGAGUACAUCAUCCGCAAAGCCAGCAUGGCGGGUAAGCUCAGUGUCAUCUACGAGUGCGCCAGACAGGGCAACCGCACUGGCCUCUCACUCGCCGACCAGAACAUCGCUCGCGUACUUUUCUUCGAGCUUCACCAGACCGCGUCCCGCAACAAGCUCCAGGGCAAGGAGACUGUCCAGGCCUUGGGCCUGGCGCAAAGUUUCUCUACCCUGAUGCAACAGGAUUUCCACUCCGACUGGAACAUCGAGAAGGACCCCAAGUACCAACCUUUCGUUAUCGGAACUCUCCUGGAGCUUGCCGCCGCUCAAGUUCUGGACAAGACCGCGAAGAACCAGGAAGUGUCACAAUCCGCCCAGAAUACCUCCCUUAUCUCCGAAUAUGCCCAGAAGCUUGAUGCAAGCUGGGACCGUAUCAACCUCACGAAGCCCCCUAACUCCUCCGAGCUGGUCCACCGGGUCCGAGAGAACAUUCCCGUAUACAAUGGCAUGCGCCUGAGCCUGAGGUGGUCGAAGACCUCGGAGGAUACCCAGCCCUUCAAAGCCCGCCUUGGAGAACUCGAGCCCAUUCUGAUCCAGCAAUUAAAGGAAGUGAAGAACGGCCAGCUUACCGAUGACCUGGUGUCCAAGCGGUUGUUGAAGAUUGCUGCUGAGGCCGAGGCCGAGCCCAAGGCUUAA
Penicillium olsonii is the source of this 1089-nucleotide messenger RNA. Lineage: Eukaryota; Fungi; Ascomycota; Eurotiomycetes; Eurotiales; Aspergillaceae. The record is from the annotation of a GenBank genome assembly.